UCAUUGCUUUUUCUCUGUGUUUCUUUUUUCUUUCUUCAGAGAAUCCCAAAUCCCAUAUCACUUUACGAGAAUCCCUUUUACUUAAGAGCCCUUUUCGUUUAUCCCGAGAUCAGAAUUCGUAUAUGAGCAUGGAUAGAGAGUUGUACCUCAAGGCAUUGGUGCUGUACCUUUUGACAUGGAUUGCAGCUGCUGACCAGCCUCACACUAUCACCUUCAAAUCUGCCAGAACCUUCCGCUCCUCUGUGGUUUUCCCCGUCGCCGGAAAUGUUUAUCCAAAAGGGUACUAUCAUGUAACAAUGAAUGUGGGGCAGCCUCCGAGGCCCUACUUUCUUGAUAUCGAUACUGGCAGUGAUCUUACAUGGCUUCAGUGUGAUGCGCCUUGCACGAAAUGCACCCCGGCUCCUCACAGUCUUUACAAACCGAAAAACCUCAUCACAUGCGUUGACCCUUUGUGUGUCUCACUUCAUGGGCCGGGGAACCAUCACUGUCAAUCACCCGAGGAGCAGUGUGAUUACGAAAUUGAUUAUGCCGACCAUGGUUCAUCUUUGGGCGUGCUGGUUAAGGACUUGUUUCCUCUUAGAUUUACAAAUGGUACCAUUUUUGCUCCAAAGCUUGCAUUUGGAUGUGGAUACAAUCAAGAAGUUCAAGACACAGCCCAUCUACCUUACACGGAUGGAGUCCUCGGACUAGGCCUUGGCAAUUCAAGCAUCCUGGCUCAGCUACGGAACAUGGGUUUGAUACGAAAUGUUGUUGGUCAUUGUCUAAGCCGACAAGGUGGAGGGUUUCUCUUCUUUGGAGAUGACUUUCUCCCUAAUUCGGGGAUCAUUUGGACACCAUUAUUGAGCCAAUCGAAAUACUACUCUGUAGGGCCAGCAGAUCUCCAGAUUGCUGGCCAAGCUACUAAUAUCAAGGGCCUUCCCAUAGUUUUCGACAGUGGAAGCACUUAUACUUACUUCAGCUCUCAAGCAUACAACACUCUCGUUUCUUUGAUAAAACGUAACUUGAAUGGAAAGCAACUGAAAGACGCAGUCGAGGAUAAAAGCCUCCCUGUCUGUUGGAAAGGCGCUAAGCCCUUCAAAUCGGUUCUAGAUGCUGCUAACCACUUCAAGCCUUUGGCUCUGAGCUUCACAAAUGCCAAAAAUGCUCAGCUUCAUCUGCCCCCGGAAUCUUACCUUGUCGUUACAGAACAAGGCAAUGUCUGCUUAGGUAUUCUCAAUGGUGGAGAGGUCGGGUUAGAAAAUCUGAACGUGAUUGGAGACAUUUUUCUGCAAGACAAACUGGUGAUCUACGACAACGAGAGGCAGCGAGUGGGAUGGGCGCCAGCAAACUGCAACAAUCUUCCAAACAUGGAUAGCGGAGACUUCGAUCUGCAUAACGAUGCUGCCAUUGAUGGCACGUUGAGGGAUAUCUGCCCCGCGAGAUUCAGAUUCUGAGGCGUUAGGCGCAGAUUUUUGACCCAGAGGUGAUGUUAGUGCUGUAACUCCAUGGUGUUGUUAUUGUUUAGUAAAUGUAGAAAUUUUGGAACGUAGAUGCAUAGGAAAUUAUUUGGGCUUUUAGAGGAAGAUGCUAGCUAUACCAUCUUGUGUAUCAUGAUGGUGUUUCGUUUAGGCGUUAUACCUUGUACGGAUACAUGUAUAUUGAUGAUGUCAUUUCUAGAUAAUGUUUUGAUGUUGGAUUUA
Molecule: messenger RNA, 1679 nt
Organism: Salvia hispanica
Lineage: Eukaryota; Viridiplantae; Streptophyta; Magnoliopsida; Lamiales; Lamiaceae
Product: aspartic proteinase Asp1-like
Biological process (GO): proteolysis
Molecular function (GO): aspartic-type endopeptidase activity
Source: RefSeq, a predicted model, not a curated record